This is a messenger RNA of Daphnia pulicaria, 965 nucleotides long. RefSeq lists its product as uncharacterized. Bases 53 to 742 code for a protein of 229 amino acids. The transcript is spliced from 2 exons. The record is from RefSeq and is a predicted model, not a curated record. Gene Ontology annotation, molecular function: N-acetyltransferase activity. Lineage: Eukaryota; Metazoa; Arthropoda; Branchiopoda; Diplostraca; Daphniidae.
AAAUUCGUGGACAGAGCGUUUUUCGUUAGACAGCAUCAAACGCUAAAGAAUAAUGGCCGCCACACUAAACGAUUCCAUUAAAUUUCCUUUUCCUUGUGAUGGAUUCCCCAACCUAAUUUUCGAUUUGGCUGGGCCUAGUGACGUGAAAGAACUGUCCGAAUUCGUCAUGGACGAAUUUUUUCAUCGCUUCCCAUUCAAAAAUGUUUUGGACGUGGAAAAAGAAGUUCGCCCGUGGAUUGGUCACUACAUCGGCCACGUAUGCACCAAAAAAUUUACCUUGAUCCUUCGUGACAUCACCAGUGGAAACCGUAUCGCCGCUGCAGCCAUCAACGACCUCGACUACAAGGAUCGGACUGAAGAUGAUAUCAGCCUAAUAUCCUUCGCUGAUCCAAUUGAACGCCCGGGCUGGCAAAAAAUUUGCCGUCUGCUUGCUGAACUUGAACUGGACUUGAACUUUGAUCCUGUUUUAUCCAUCGAUCUAAUGACUGUCAGUCAGGACUACACCAAACGUGGAUUAUCGGGCCUCUGCACCAAAUUCACCGUGGAGCUGGCUAAAUCAAAGGGAAUUGAAAUGAUUAAAGUCGAAGCUGUCAGCGAAUUCAUGGCUUUAGGGUUAAGCAAGAUGGGUUUUGAAGUCAUGAAAGAAGUUGACUACAACGAGCUGGAGAUUGACGGAGAGAAACCGUUUGUCACAACAAGCAUUCAUCAAAAAGCUAAGGUAUUCAUCUUUAAAUGUAAUUGAAGAUGAAUCCUUCCAGCUAAUUUGUCUUACUUGAAUACCUAUAACCAAAUUAAAAUUGUACUUCAACAGAAAAACAUUUAAUGUUCUUUAUACCUGUUAAUCCUUGAGGCCCACUUGCUUCUUACAGUACAACAAAAAAGAAAUCAUCUGCUCAGGCCUAUAAAGCAUAGGCCUAGAGGCCUAAAAAGGGGAAGUUUGAAGGGAAAACAUUCACUUAAUUUAA